GGCCCAGCCAGGCUCGCUGGUGCUGCCUGGACACAGCCUGACCCUCCAGUGCCACGCGGAGGCCGGCUUUGACACAUUCGCUCUGACCAAGGACGAGGGGCUCACACCCCCCCAGCGCCUCCAUGGGCAGCACAGCCCCGACUUCCCCCUGGGCCAUGUGAGCCAGAUCCACGGAGGCCGGUACCGAUGCUACAGUGGACACUACCUCUCCUCUGUGUGGUCAGCCCCCAGCGCCCCCCUGGACAUUCUGGUGGCAGGAAUGUACAAGAAACCCUCCCUCUCGGCCCAGCCGGGACUCUCAGUGCCCUGGGGAGUGACCGUGACCCUGCAGUGUGGGUCUGAGAUCUGGUUUGACACCUUCCACCUGCACAGGGAGGGGUCACUGGAUCCUCCCCAGCACCUUCAUCUGCAGAACACGUCUGCACCCUCUCAGGCCAACUUCACCCUAAGUCCUGUGACCUCAGGCCACCAGGGGACCUACAGGUGCUAUGGCUCAAACAGCACCUCCCCCUACCUGCUCUCACAGCCCAGUGACCCCCUGGAGCUGCUGGUCUCAG
Messenger RNA from Myotis brandtii (Brandt's bat), 557 nucleotides. RefSeq names its product leukocyte immunoglobulin-like receptor subfamily A member 6. Lineage: Eukaryota; Metazoa; Chordata; Mammalia; Chiroptera; Vespertilionidae. The record is from RefSeq and is a predicted model, not a curated record. The annotation marks the transcript as partial. The transcript is spliced from 2 exons.